CUCCAGGCCAACACAGAUAUGCAGCUGGUGGACCUAGGCUGUAACUUAGGCGUGUUCACAUUAUACGCCGCUGGAAUGGGACGCCACGUCAUCGCUGUCGAUGUCUUGCCCAGCAACCUCCGACUCCUGCAGACGUCACUCACCCUCAAUGACCUCGAGAAUCAGAGCUAUGUCAUCAGACGCAACACGUCAGAUGUAUACCCUAAGCGAAACGUUACACAAUCUCAUCCAACGACGAGACCUACAGCAAGAAAAACCGAGAAAGGCAGUGAUGUCGACACGUUUUUCAGACCUCACCCUAAAAUCCAAAAUGACAUUCCUAAGAAAGAUUUUGGUGUGGAUAAUGUAUUCAUAAAGGAUUUCAAUGAUGCGUUUUCCAACAAGGAAAGUCUCAGAGAGACACGCCAAAUAAAGAAUCGGAAAACAAGAGUUCGAAAAUCUCGAGCUCUUCUCCAACUAAAGACUGAUCACGUGACAAAAAGGGAAGCUAUUUCACACAAGAUACCACUUCCGGUUAAGAGUGGGUCAGAAAUUGCGGACGAUAAAUUUCGCACCGGAAUAUCUGCAAAUAGCAACAAAACGGUAAUCCCAGAUUCGCAUAAACGUAUGGAAACUCCAGCGUCUUCUUGGUCCAACCCUAGAAACAUGUCUAGCGACGCCCCUCCGACCGAAACACUCCGGAUAUCCCAGCUGGUUACGAUCGUCCAGAACGCGGUCUACAGGGACAGAACCACGCGGCUGGGUGUUCACCUCCAGAAAGACGGUAACGUCGGGGGCUCGGAUGUUCUCAGAGAGGACUCGCCGCUGUUGGACGAGCAGCGGAAGUCACAGAGCCUCGUCCUGGUGGACACCAUCUGCCUGGACGAUUUGUUGCCCUUGGUGAAGGCCCCCAGCGUGUACCUCAAGAUGGACAUCGAGGGGUCGGAGCCCCAGGCUUUGGAAUGCGCUCAGAAGUUUUUCGAGAAGGUCCGCGUCCGGUACGUCCUGAUGGAGUGGUUGUUUCAGCUCAGGGCCGUCGGCUCAUUGCGCCCAGCAGCACCUGCCAUGAUACGAUUCUUAACGGCCAAGGGUCUUAUUCCCACCAGGGGCACAGGGGUGGACGUGAGGGGUGGGGCCGGCGAUAACAGAGGGGUGUCCGUUCUAGAUGUAAACACCUGGGAUAAGUGGCCAGAAGUGGUGUUGUGGAUGGAGAGGUAG
Messenger RNA from Lymnaea stagnalis (great pond snail), 1197 nucleotides. The record is from the annotation of a GenBank genome assembly. Lineage: Eukaryota; Metazoa; Mollusca; Gastropoda; Lymnaeidae.